AUGGCGACUAUGCUCAUGCAGACUGAGGUCCAGUACCAGGCACCGGUCAUGAUGGUGGCGGCAGUGUCUACGCCGCGCAAGCUGUGGGAGCAUCCAGAUCCGAAGUCUACAGCGAUGUGGAAGUUUAUUCAGGAUGCGAAUGCGAAAAGGGGGUUGCAGAUGCAGACCUUCCGCGACCUCUACAACUGGAGCGUCGGCCCAUCACGCACAGACUUUUGGGAAGACAUGUGGCAAACCAGCAAUCUUAUCUAUUCCGGCAACUACACAACCGUCGUCGAUACUUCGCUACCGAUGGAAACAAAUCCGCACUGGUUUCAGGGCACCUAUCUCAACUUUGCCGAAAACAUCCUCUUCACCGCCGACCCCACCUACCCCGGCGUACGCACGACAACCCACAAGGAAGAAACCAAGAUCGCUCUCACAGAAAUCCGCGAGGGGAACACAGAGAUCCGUCAUCUGACAUGGGGUGACCUACGACGACGAGUUGGUGUCCUCGCGAAUGCGCUGCGGGCUAGAGGAGUCGGAAAGGGGGAUCGUGUCGCUGUCAUCGCGUCAACGAGUUUCGAUACUUUCAUUGCGUUCAUGGCGACGGUUGCUGUUGGCGGUCUUUUCAGCUCAAGCAGUACGGAUAUGGGUGCCAAGGGCAUUCUCGAACGGUUAUUGCAGAUUCGACCCAAGUACGUUUUUGUGGAUGACUGGACGGUAUACAACGGCAAGACCUUCGACCUUCGACCCAAGAUUGAGCAGAUCAUUGCGGGAAUGGAGAGUGGGGGUGUUGCAGAGUUCGAGGGUGUUGUUGUGCAGCCUAGGUUUCCUGGAAGACCCGCCGAUGUCGCACACCUGGCCAGGACGGUGCGGUUGGAUGAGUUUUUGCAAGUGGCCGGAGGAGACAACACAUUGACGUUCGAGCGGGUGGCAUUCAGGGAUCCGUUCCUGAUUGUGUACUCUAGUGGAACGACGGGCGUGCCGAAGUGUAUCGUGCACUCCACAGGUGGCGUUCUCAUCAACGUCGCGAAGGAGAGUAUACUGCACAAGGAGAUGACGCCUGAAAGCGUCGUUCUACAGUACACAACCACCGGCUGGAUAAUGUACGUCGUCUCAGUCCAAGUCUGCCUCUUCGGCACCCGCUCCAUCCUCUACGACGGCUCGCCCUUCCAACCCACCCCCGAGACCUUCCUCUCCAUCCUCGAAGAACAAGGCGUAACCGACUUCGGCACCUCCCCCAAAUUCCUUCACGAGCUGCAAAAACGUAACAUCACCCCCCGUACCCUCUUCCCCUUCAAGUCCCUCAAAAGCGUAGCAACAACCGGCAUGGUCCUCCCCGAAGCGCAAUUCGAAUGGUUCUACGACACCGGUUUCCCCGCUCACGUCCACCUCCGUAACAUCUCCGGCGGCACCGACAUCGCAGGGCGCUUCGGUAUCGAAAACCCGUUGGAGCCCGUGUACAGUGGCGGUUGUCAGGGCCCGUGCCUAGGCAUGAAAGUCCAAGUCUACGACUCCCUCAUCGAAUCUGGACCUGGGUACGCAGUACCAGAUGGCGAACCAGGUGAACUCGUGGCUACGGCGUCCUUCCCCAACCAGCCUGUUUACUUCUACGGCGACGACGCGGCAGGCACACGCUACCAAUCUGCGUACUUUACCCGUUUCCCUGGUGUGUGGACACACGGCGAUUUCAUCCAGAUGCAUCCCAUCACGGGUCAGAUCCUCUUCCUCGGCCGCGCAGACGGCGUGCUGAACCCCAGUGGUGUGCGAUUUGGCUCUGCGGAUAUCUACAGCGUUAUCGAGACGCACUUUCCGGAGAUUGCAGAUAGCAUCUGUGUUGGGCAACGGAGGCCUGGUGAUGCGGAUGAGAGUGUCAUGCUGUUCCUGAAAAUGAACAAAGGGUACGAGUAUACGGAUGGGUUGGUGGAUAGGGUCAAGAGGAAGAUUGCUGAGGAGAGGAGUCGGAGACAUGUUCCGCGGUUUGUGUUUCAGACUUGGGAUAUUCCGACCACAGUGAACCUGAAGAAAGUCGAAUUACCCGUCAAGCAAAUCGUCUCCGGCAAGAAGAUCAAGCCGAGUGGGACGUUGGCAAAUCCAGAGAGUCUGAAGUUCUACGAGCAGUUUGCGGAUGUCGAGGAGGUGGUCAGGAGGAUGGCAAUUGAGAGGUUGUCGAUGGAGAGGAGGAGAUGGAGAAGUAGUACGUUGUAG
This is a messenger RNA of Alternaria triticimaculans, 2190 nucleotides long. RefSeq lists its product as uncharacterized. The coding region runs from base 1 to 2190 and encodes 729 amino acids. The record is from RefSeq and is a predicted model, not a curated record. Gene Ontology annotation, biological process: lipid metabolic process. The transcript has 4 exons. Lineage: Eukaryota; Fungi; Ascomycota; Dothideomycetes; Pleosporales; Pleosporaceae. Gene Ontology annotation, molecular function: acetoacetate-CoA ligase activity. Gene Ontology annotation, cellular component: cytosol.